This is a messenger RNA of Drosophila busckii, 2573 nucleotides long. RefSeq lists its product as uncharacterized. Lineage: Eukaryota; Metazoa; Arthropoda; Insecta; Diptera; Drosophilidae. Bases 32 to 2440 code for a protein of 802 amino acids. The transcript has 4 exons. The record is from RefSeq and is a predicted model, not a curated record.
AUUCUUAAAACUUUCUUGUCAUGUGAACGAUAUGAUAGCAAAAGCGGAAACAAAAACACACAAUCGUGAGACAGUGCCGCCUCCUGAAAGUGCAACCGGCAUUGUCAGCAAGCGAAAUUCUAAAAAGGACGAAUUUGAUUUUAAUAGUUUGGCCGAUAAUCCUUUAGUCAACGAGUUGCUGCAGCUGAAGCGCCCACAACGCUUGCGUGAGGACAGCAGUAGCCGCUCAAGUUUGCUACUCCAUGAGCAUAAAUCAACCAUACGCAGCACACAUGUGCAUGCCGGACGUGGCUUGCAUCCGAAGCUAAGCGAGCAGCUCGACUAUGUUAUCAAUGAGGGCGUUUUGGACUCUGUGCUGUCGUUCAUAUGUCCACUGCCGUUGCCCACACCGCUGGCCAUGAACAGCGCACGCGUCAAGUCGGCUAAGCCGCUGCCCAAGCCGGAACCAGCAGCACCCGCUGCUAAGCCUAUGCAAGAAACGGCGUCGGUGUCCAAUACGCCCAGCAACAGUUCGCUUAGCGAAUCGCAUAGUGGCUCUAGUUCCAGUGGCAUGAUGCGUGCUCUGGUCAAGGAGCCCAGCACCAAACAGGCACAAGCGACUAGACGGAAAUCCUUGCUGCUGGUCAAGGACAGCAAGCAUGCGCGUCAGGAGAAAAAGGAGCCCGAGGUUAUAAUACAUGUCUGCGAUGAGGUGAAGAACACAUCGCGUGACUUUAGCUGCCCGCAGAGUUUGCUAGUCAGCAAAAUGGGUUACUUUGCGGAUGUGACCGCUGGCCAGCGACUGGAGGAGAUGGACAUUUCAGUGCACUGCGACAUACAGAUCUUUGACUGGUUAAUGAAGUGGAUUAAGCACAGUGCACACUGCUCGGAGGCAUUGCAGGCGCCGGGCCAGAGUCAUGUGGCUGCAGGUCCACAGCUAGAUGGCAACAAUGUUGUGCCCAUUUUAGUCUCGGCAAGCUUUUUGCAAAUGGAGCCACUGCUGCUGGAAUGCCUAGCCUUUUGUCACGCACAUCUCAGUGAGGUGGUGCUCACCUCUACUAAUUUGUCCUGUUUAAACGAUGCGUUGGUCUCGCGCCUGGCGGCCAUGUUUACCAAUCUCGAGCUGGAAAUGGUGCGUGACAAAAAGGAGCGCGUAACGCCACGCCUCUGGACCAAGCUCAUACAGAGCCUUUGCGAACCGGAUCCAGAGGUGCUGCGUGGCCACUUCUACAGCAUUGCAGGUCUCUUUCGUUGUGUGCGCUGCUUUAGCUGUGUGACCAACACCAUGAAAUCUUUUGUAAACUGCGUGCCCAGCAGUAUAAGACUCAAUCGUUGGGGACAAUUGAUAAGCACGCAUGUGCGGGAUAAUAACUGGGAUGUCAAUGUGUAUGUUAUGCAGCUGUUCAAGGAGCUCAAGUCGUGGCGCAAGGUCUAUUGGAAGCUAUGGGGUCAUUGUCACUAUCUCUAUUGCUGCACCUGUGAAGUGCACUUUCCCGUUUAUCAAAUGAACUGGUGUCGCUUUCAUCCCGAACCGCCCAACUUCUUGGGCCCCGUAACCGAGGGACGCAUUGCUGGACCCGCUGGGCGCUAUGCUUGCUGCAAUCAGCAGGCAUUCCGCUAUGAGACGCUGCCAGGACCAAAUGGCUGUCAGUUUAGAGAGCAUAGCGUGCUGGUGGAGACGGACAGAGAGCGCGCCAUACUGGCCAUAGCUCAGCUAGUGGCUGAAAAUUAUGCCCUGUGCGAACAGGUGCCUUUACGCAUACAGGAGCUAGCUGCUGCAGGCGAGAUAAAUCCCAAUUGGUUGGGCAUCUCGUUGACGCCGCAACGUUGCCGCCAGGGUCUGCUGCCGCAGCUCUGCAUGGACAUGACAAAUCAUCGCGUAAGCCGACGCUGUCGCUAUGAAAUUGACAGCAGCAGCGAUUCGGAGACCACAUCCACCAGCGAGGAGGAGGCACGAAGUCUCCGUGCAAGAGCGAGAAAUGCACAGCAUGCUAAUGAAUUUAGUUCCAGCAGCGAUGGCUGUGAAUCAGAUCAUCGGCCGCCGCCACGCAAGGCACGUGGCAAGCAAAAGCGCAAGCGUCCCACUGCCGUCUCAGGCCGCUUUUGGUCGGGUGAACUGUCGGCGCGCAGCAAUCAGGAUCAUCAGCGUGACUUUGAGGAGAAAAUUAUGAAACAAGUGGCCACUUAUGUGACAAAGAAAACUGGCUCCGACCAGAGCUUGGUGCAAAAUGCGCUACCGUUGGGCGGCACGUAUGUGCGCUUGGAGUCCGAGUGGCGCGAGUUGCUCAAGCAGCGUCAUAGUAAUCACAAUAUGGGCAACAGCAAUGCAACUGGCACUGGCAACACUCUGAGCAGCAAUAGCAGCAGCGUACAGAACCUUUAUGCGGGCAUGGGUGCCACAGUUGGUGGCAUGGCUUGUGGCUCUGUGGCCUCGCUGAUGUCCAAGCAAAAGCACAAGUAGACAAAGUUUAUGUAGCAACAAUAUUUAGCGAUAAAUUACUAGUCAAAUUGAUUUUUAUCCACUGUGCAACGAAAUAAAAAAAGCAGAGUGUAGUUAAUGCUAAAAAUAGUUCAACUGUACAGUAAACGCUCGU